CAAAGAGCCGAGUUAGAUCCGAAUGAAACCCGAGCCCUGCGCACGAGAGGAAAAGUAGCAGUAGACAGACGGUCCACAGACUGACAGACGCAAGCACGUCGCUGUUGUUUCUUUGCCCAACCCAUCGACUUAAACUUGUUUUAACAUCCACAAGCACGAUAUUAAACAGUUUUUAAGAGUCCGAAAUCUGUUGUCUGAUUCUUGAGGAAGCAAAUGAUUUUUCCGUCAGACAAACUAAAUAAAUGAAUGUUUGUGGCACCGGCAGCAUUUUUUGAAACUAAUUUGCCCAGCAUGACACAAUCAUCAUUGGGAAGCAGGAAACGGGGACGCUCUGAUGCAGAUGAUGAGUCUAGAGAUUUCACCCCCCUAUCAAAAAGGAUCAACAACUUGCACAUCAACAAUGGGAAUUACAGUAAUCAUUCAGCUUCAACCCAUGAUGAGAUCCACACUGUUUCACCAGCCGAAAGAGGAGGACCAAACACAUCUGACGAAGGAAAUAACAGCCAAGGUGUUGUGCAGCAGCCUAUGUACAGUCCAGAUAUGAAUGUUUCAGAUAACCCUUAUUAUUAUGAACCUAAUAAGCUAUUAUACUACCUGAACAUAGAACGUAUGCAACGAUCUGGUCAGUCAUUUGGAUAGUCUCCAUCCUCAGUCAAUUUAAAGUUGAUGGUUUUAAAAACUUUACAUGACUUUUCUUCACUGGGUUUACUAUUCUGAUUAUCAACAAUCUCAUAGUUUUCUUCUGUUUACUCUCUUUUUGCUAGGCUUCAAAAUUAUUGGCUGUUGCUUAAUUAGACGUUCUACCAAUGACUCUGUAUUUAUUGUGUAUGUUACAACAUCUUUUCUAGUCCAUCUUUGUAUUUCAAAGUAAACCAAAUCAUCAAUUAAGAAGUGUGUCCUUUUUACAUACCUGGACAGUUUCUUCUAGUUUUGUAGCACUUUUCAAGGAAAUGUGUACUAAGUACAAACCUAUAGGAUGUUUUCAUAGUAUGAUAAGGUGAUUUGGAGGAUUUAGGGCAUCAGGCAGUUUCACAAGUCAAGAAAUCAAGGAAACUACAACAUCUUUGUAAAAAGGAAAACCUGGAUUGUAGGACAAGCAGGAAUUGUAUUCAGCCUUUUCCAUUUUUCCUUUGAGUAUUGGCCAUUUUAAAUUAUUCUUCUCUGUUUGUGUUUGAUUGAGUCUGUUGAAAGUUCCAUGCUGAAAGUACAGUACUUCCAGAUAAAUUUUUUGGAAAAACAUUUUAGUGCAUUUGGAGAUCUGAAAUGUGUUUCCAAAAACUUUGCAACCAAAUAAGGGAAAUUUACCUCUUGUACAAUCCUGUAAUAAGUUUAAUAAGAACACAUUGACACAUUAUUGAUUCUAUUCAGUUUUGUGAUGUGGCCAAAUUAUUAAUUUACUUUUGUGUACAUAAAUUUUUAUUUUUUAAAGAACUAUAACAUUUCCAAGUUACACUGAUGAAUUUUGUGCCAGCAUUAACAUUCUUUUUGCAUUUGUGUAGUGUUUCUAGUACAUAUGUUAAAUUAUUUGUGUAUUGUUCUCAAGAAAAAAUAUUAUUCUAUUUGUUGGUAUGUUCAUACUUAUAUUUUGAUACCCAAUAGGUUACAGAUACAUUUAGUCUCAAGGCAUUUUCCGUUUUCCUCGGAGAAAUGUUAAUGUAAUGCCUCUUUUAGUACACUUCCAUUAUUAUUUUUUUGUUGUGUGCUAGUUGCCAUUUACGCUGAAUCAUGUUUGAAUUUCAGACUUCUAGUUUUUCAUAUUUAUUCAAAAAUAUGCGUGGGUGUGACAAGGAAUUAUUUACUGAUGGCUGUGUGUCAUUAAUUAAAAGCAAAAUAUGUUUUUGUGUGUGUCAUUUCAUUUGUUUCUCGUCAAUAAAAAUAUUUAUUUUCAACGGAAUGAAA
Frankliniella occidentalis (western flower thrips) is the source of this 1899-nucleotide messenger RNA. RefSeq lists its product as uncharacterized. The record is from RefSeq and is a predicted model, not a curated record. The coding region runs from base 247 to 639 and encodes 130 amino acids. The transcript has 3 exons. Lineage: Eukaryota; Metazoa; Arthropoda; Insecta; Thysanoptera; Thripidae.